This is a messenger RNA of Monascus purpureus, 387 nucleotides long. The record is from the annotation of a GenBank genome assembly. Lineage: Eukaryota; Fungi; Ascomycota; Eurotiomycetes; Eurotiales; Aspergillaceae.
AUGGACCUUUUCGAGUCGAUCUCCCAGUGCUCGGAGAGCAUUUUCGCUGUAGUGUUGGCAUUGAUAGUCUUGUUUUCUAUCCCUCAUGUGCGCCAACCCAUUGUGGCUCAACCCGGGAAAGGAUACCAAGAUUUAGUGGAUACCAGCACCGACUCUUCCGAUGAAUAUGUGCUGACCUAUUCAUCGAAAGCUGUGUAUCAAAGGAUUGUUCUUGCAGUUGUUGCCGCCAUUAUCACUCUCUCAGUACUGACUUCCACGUGGUUGGCAAUGGUUGAACCGGUACACCAUGGACGUCCCAAAUUUUACAACUGGCUACUUGGAUCGUUAUUUUAUUUUAAGAAUGCGUUCUUGUCACCUGCAGCAGAUGUCAAGACAGAUACAUUCUGA